AUGACGUCUAUCUUUUAUCUCCAUGGCUCUAAGCUUUGCUACAAUUUGGGCUCUUCUUCUCUCCAAAGUCUGAUUAGCCCAGAGAGUUAUAUCAACUUUCCACAAACACAGACAGAGCUGGAUUCAUCCUUUUUCUUCGAUUUCGACGAUGAUAAUAAUCUGUCACUUUCCAACACUUCCAUCGAUUCACUCUUCGAUACGAAUGUCAAGGAUUGCAGUACAGCUUUUCUUCCGAACUUCUACUCCACAGCAGAACACAGCUUAGUUUCUCUCUCUCCAAAAAAACCCUAUGUUAAUUCUCAGGAUGAAGAAGCACGUCACCCCAAACGACAAAAGAUUACUACGUCCGAAAAUCACUGUCGUUUCACUUAUGCUUCUGAGCUCUCGAAUGCUGCGUUUGUGCCAAAUCCAAGUUGGAGAGAUGUAAACAUUUUCCCGUCGUCACAAGCACUAGUCUUUAAUGCUUGUGGAAACCAGGAGAUGAAGAGUGACAUGAAAAGAGGCAAUAGUAGUAGCGGUAGUACUAGUACUACUGCGGUGUCAGCGCAGAGCAUCGCGGCCCGAGAGAGGAGGAGAAAGAUAACGGAGAAGACUCAGGAGCUAGGAAAGCUGAUUCCAGGUGGGAACAAGAUGAAGACUGCUGAGAUGUUCCAAGCUGCUUAUAAGUACGUCAAGUUCUUGCAGGCUCAACUUGCUGUUCUUCUGCUCAUACGAUCAAUUCGGGAGCAGAGAGAACAAUCGUUAGUGCAUAUAAAAGAACUGCAAGUUUUAGCAUCUCCAAUUAUUCAGGAAAAGUUGUACUCAGAUGAGAAAUGCUUGGUUCCCAAAGAGUUCGUUCAAGCCCUAGCAAACAAUCAUGAGAUCCAAUCAAAAUCCUUCUUUGAAGACAUUGAGCACUUGCUGCAGAUCAAUGGCUGA
Molecule: messenger RNA, 918 nt
Organism: Morus notabilis
Lineage: Eukaryota; Viridiplantae; Streptophyta; Magnoliopsida; Rosales; Moraceae
Product: transcription factor bHLH52
Exons: 2
Coding region: 1-918 (305 amino acids)
Biological process (GO): regulation of DNA-templated transcription
Molecular function (GO): protein dimerization activity; DNA-binding transcription factor activity
Source: RefSeq, a predicted model, not a curated record